AUGGGCCAACAACUGAGCACGAUUUUCACUAGUUUAGGUGAACCACAGAAGAAAGAAUCUGAGUCAGUAACUGCGACCAUGACAGACUACGAUAGACUGGUAGACCUGUUUUAUAAAAGGCUAGCGGAGCAGCGGCAGUAUAAUCAAGAAAUGAAGGAACAAGAUCGACGUUGGAGCAUGCAGAAGGUGGUUGAAAGAUUCCCGGGCUGGAAUGAAGUCACCAUAGCCAACCUGCACAGUUUGUUUCUAUUGUUCGACAACCAGUCCAACGGGAUGCUUGGAUUUGACGAUUUCUGUGCAGUUCUGGAAAGUCUCGGUGACGAGACGUCAAUGGAGACAAGAAAGGAGAAAUUCAACGGAGCGGAUACGGACAACGAUGGUUGGAUAACCUACGAUGAGUUUUUGUCUCUGGUGUACAACUUCAACCCUCAGGAGAACGGUGAGCCGACGGGGUUGGCACUGCUGUGCAACGAGGUCGCAGAGAACAUCCAAUUCGUGAGCAACCUCACUGUUGGGGAGCAGUUGGAGUAUGGGUUGUUC
Messenger RNA from Iphiclides podalirius (scarce swallowtail), 540 nucleotides. The record is from the annotation of a GenBank genome assembly. NCBI's taxonomy places the organism in Eukaryota, Metazoa, Arthropoda, Insecta, Lepidoptera, Papilionidae.